AAGUUGAAGAAUAUAGAAUGACUGUACAUCUCUUUGGAGCAGUGUCGUCGCCUAGUUGUGCAUGUUAUGCUCUAAGGAAGACAGCAGAGGAUAGUCGGAAUGGGUUUUCGGAGGAGGUGAUUGACACGGUAUAUAAAAAUUUCUAUGUGGACGAUUGUCUGAAAAGCUCACCGUCUGUGCAGAAAGCCGUACAGAUUGUCCAGGACCUGACUGAACUUUGCCAGAAAGGAGGGUUUCAUCUUACACAGUGGAUAAGUAGCAGUCGCAAAGUCCUUGAAACAAUUCCUGAGAAAGAACAUUCUAAAAGUGUGAGUGAACUAAAUUUGGACAUAGACCAACUUCCGGUGGAAAGAGCACUGGGGCUACAUUGGUGUCUGGAAAAUGACAAGUUUAACUUCCAUGUGAACUGCAAAGAACGGAUGCAGACACGGCGAGGGAUUCUAUCAGUCACUAGUGCAGUGUACGAUCCCUUAGGGUACGUUGCGCCAGUCCUUCUUCCAGCCAAGCACAUAUUACAAGAGUUGUGCAAAAGGAACUAUGGCUGGGAUGAAGAAGUUCCACAAACCUUAAAACAGCAGUGGAUAAAGUGGUUAACUGACCUGAAAGAGAUCUCAGAGUUCCGAGUGAGUAGGUGCUUGAAACCACAUGACUUUGGAACACCAGUCCACGCCCAGUUGCAUCACUUUGCCGAUGCCAGCGAAAGGGGAUAUGGCACGGUAACUUACCUAAGGUUACAGAACAAAGCAGGUCAUGUUCAUAUUUCCUUUCUUCUUGGAAAGUCCAGAGUAACACCUCUUAAACCCGUAACCAUUCCUCGUUUGGAACUCACUGCUGCCGUUUUAGCUGUUCGAGUGGACAGGAUGGUAAAAUCAGAGUUACAGCUUUCUUUGUCAGAAUCCUGUUUCUGGACUGAUAGUACUACAGUCUUGAAGUACAUCAGCAAUGAAAACAAAAGGUUUCGAACAUUUGUGGCCAACAGAGUAGCCAUCAUUAGGGAAUCUUCAGAGCCAGCACAGUGGCGCUAUGUUCAUACAAAACAAAAUCCUGCAGAUGAUGCAUCUAGAGGACUGACAGUCCAUAAGCUUUUGAACAGCAAAACAUGGCUAUCAGGUCCGGAAUUCCUGUGGAGAGCAAGAGAAACAUGGUUACAGUACGAAGUGGAGUCCACAUUGGAGGAGGAUGAUCCAGAGGUCAAAGUGGAAAUCUCCACAAACGCAAUAACCAUUCAAGAGGAUAAUGCAACCAGCCAACUCAUCACCUAUUUCUCUGACUGGAAAAGGUUGAAAGUCGCAGUUGCAUGGUUGCUGUUGGUCAAAGGGACUCUAUUGGAGUUGAGUCAAAGAAGGAAGCAACUUGUGAAAGAUGGAAUGGCUAAUCUUGAUGUUGACAGAAAAAUGUUGGAAGCCAGAAAGUCGUUCAAACUAGAACGUGUAUCCACGGAGGAUCUAUUAGCAGCAGAAAACGCUAUCCUUCAGUUCUGUCAGAGGGAAAGAUUUGACACUGAGAUUUGUGCACUAAAGACAGGAAAACCUGUAAAAGGGUGUAGCCCUAUCUACAAGCUGAAUCCUGUCUUAGAGGAAGGACUGGUAAGAGUUGGUGGAAGAUUGUCCAGGACUGCAAUGCCCGAAGAGAGCAAACAUCCAGUCAUCCUGUGUAAAGAUCAGCACAUCUCCAUGUUAAUUCCUAAAAAUAUUCACGAACAGACAAGACACGGUGGGAGAAAUUACAUCCUUUCCAAAUUGAGAGAGAAGUUCUGGGUCACUCAUGCCAAUGCAGCAGCAAGGAAAAUCUUGUCAAAUUGUCCUUUUUGCAGACGUCACCAAGGAAAAUUGUGUGAUCAAAAGAUGUCGGAUCUUCCCAAAGAGAGGAUUACUCCAGACUUCCCUCCAUUUACUAACGUGGGCGUGGACUAUUUUGGGCCUAUUGAGGUAAAACAAGGACGUUCUUAUGUGAAACGUUAUGGAGUUAUCUUUACAUGCAUGGCCAGCAGGGCAAUUCAUUUAGAAGUGGCACACUCGUUAGACACAGACUCCUGCAUCAGUGCUAUUCGUCGAUUCAUAUGCCGAAGAGGACCCGUGGCACACUUUCGCUCAGACAAUGGCACAAAUUUCACAGGUGCAGAAAAGGAACUAAAAAGAGCAAUUGCAGAUUUAAACCACAGAUCAAUUGAGAAGGCUUUAAUUCAUGACAAUAUCAAGUGGACGUUCAACCCACCUGCAGCUUCCCAUCAUGGCGGUGCUUGGGAAAGCAUGAUCAGACUGGUCAGGAAGGUCUUGGUAUCUGUUUUACAUCUACAGACUCUAACUGAUGAAACGUUAGUCACAGUCUUAUGCGAAGCCGAAGCAAUCUUGAAUGACCGACCAAUUACGAGAGUUUCUGAGGAUCCUAAUGAUUUAGAGCCACUAACACCUAAUCAUCUUCUUACUUUGAAAAGAAUACCAGUUUUGCCGCCAGGUCUGUUUGAUCAAAAGGACCAGUACGUAAGAUGAAGAUGGAAACAGGCUCAGUAUCUUUCAGAUUUGUUCUGGAAAAGGUGGACGAAGGAGUAUCUUGCAACGCUACAGGAAAGAAAAAAGUGGAACAAAACACAACGUAAUCUUAUGGAAGGAGAUAUUGUUUUGAUUGCAGAUGCUACAGCACCACGAAAUUCUUGGAUGAUUGGAAGGAUUAUUAAAUCCUUUCCAGACAAAUCAGGCAUAGUUAGAUCUGUGCAAAUCAAAACCAAAACAAAUGUAAUUGAAAGACCAGUGACAAAACUAGGACUAUUGGUAGAGCAGUCAAUGUAAAAGUAAAACAAAUGCACCAAAAGAGGGUUGAUUUGCUUUUGUUUAUUAUUUUUGUUUGCAAACGUUGUUUUCGUUGUAUGAAUGUCUCCAUACAUGAAUUGUUUAUAAUUGUCAUGUCUUGAAGUGCCAUGAACAAUUAGGGGCCGGUUGUGUUGGAGCCAUUCUGAAUACUGCAAUGGGAAUGGCGC
Gasterosteus aculeatus aculeatus (three-spined stickleback) is the source of this 2974-nucleotide messenger RNA. NCBI's taxonomy places the organism in Eukaryota, Metazoa, Chordata, Actinopteri, Perciformes, Gasterosteidae. The record is from RefSeq and is a predicted model, not a curated record.